Messenger RNA from Egretta garzetta (little egret), 1067 nucleotides. RefSeq names its product heat shock protein family A (Hsp70) member 13 (gene HSPA13). Gene Ontology annotation, cellular component: nucleus; cytosol; cytoplasm. Gene Ontology annotation, molecular function: heat shock protein binding; ATP binding; ATP-dependent protein folding chaperone. The transcript has 4 exons. Lineage: Eukaryota; Metazoa; Chordata; Aves; Pelecaniformes; Ardeidae. The record is from RefSeq and is a predicted model, not a curated record. The annotation marks the transcript as partial. Gene Ontology annotation, biological process: cellular response to unfolded protein; vesicle-mediated transport; protein refolding.
AGGGUGGUGGUAUUUUUUGCUUUGCUGUACCUCCUGAGCUUUUUUUGUACCAGUUUAGUACUUAACGCCUAAGAUUUCUGAUUCUUCUAACCACUUUUUGUUGAUUUAAGAGACUUUGCUGGUGACUUUUGAAGCAAUUGAAAACUAAUGAGGUAGCUGAACAGGCUUCAGAGCGUGAAAUAAAACUGCAUGAGGUGUAAUGUAUAAUGCUGUGUAAUUUGCGUUGCCUUCUACGUUUGCAGUAGUAGAUAUCCUAACCCUGUUUUUUAAAAAUCUGUGUUUCAGGUUCAGCUAUUCUGGCCCUCUUGUUAGCUGGCUAUCUAGCACAGCAAUAUUUACCAAUGCCUACACCAAAAGUCAUUGGGAUUGACCUUGGCACAACUUACUGCUCUGUGGGUGUCUUUCUUCCUGGAACAGGGCAGGUGAAGGUUAUUGCAGAUGAAAAUGGGCACAACAGCAUACCCAGUAUAGUCUCUUUCACAGACAGAGAUAUAUAUGUAGGAUAUGAUGGCCUAGAACUGGCUGAUUCAAAUCCGCAGAACACCAUAUAUGACGCAAAAAGAUUCAUUGGGAAAAUCUUCACUUCAGAAGAGCUAAAAAGUGAAAGUAGCAGGUAUCCUUUCAAGAUUUUCAACAACAAUGGAUCGGCUGAAUUUUCUGUGACAACUAAUGAAACUUUUCGCAUCACUCCAGAGCAUAUUGGCUCUCAGCUGCUGCUGAAAUUGAAGAGAAUGGCAGAAGACAGUCUUGGCAUGCCCAUUUCGAAGGCGGUCAUCUCUGUGCCAGCAGAGUUUGAUGAAAGGCAACGGAAUUCUACUGUUAAGGCAGCUAACCUUGCAGGGCUAGAAAUUUUGCGAGUAAUCAAUGAACCCACAGCUGCAGCUAUGGCUUACGGACUCCACAAAGCUGAUGUGUUUAAUGUUCUGGUGGUGGAUUUGGGUGGAGGAACUUUGGAUGUGUCACUGUUGAACAAGCAGGGAGGGAUGUUCCUCACACGAGCCAUGGCAGGUAACAACAAACUUGGAGGACAGGAUUUUAAUCAGAGGUUGAUGCUGUAUUUGUAUGAU